This is a messenger RNA of Notechis scutatus (mainland tiger snake), 1440 nucleotides long. Lineage: Eukaryota; Metazoa; Chordata; Lepidosauria; Squamata; Elapidae. The record is from RefSeq and is a predicted model, not a curated record.
CCGCCAGCUCCACUGGCCGCUGACGGGCCACGACAGAGUCCAGCUGGUUGCCUUAAGUUUGUGUCUCCCCCCCCCCCCCCCCCCCCCCCCAAACCCUGUGUGACCCUCGCUUUCUGCCCUCAGUUCAAGCGCAAAGGCGUCCUCUCCAAGUACGACGAAGAGAUCGAAGGGGAGAGGAAGAAGUCCUUCAAGCUGGACGCGGUGGGCAUGGCGGACGGCUCCCGGGAACGGGAGCUGCAGGCCAUCCGGGACAGCCUGCAGAUUCGGGCCCAGUCGCUGGACCUGCCCAACCUCCACCUGGCCUCGGAGUACUACACCCCCGAAGAGAUGACUACUUUCAAGAAGACGAAGCGACGGGUGAAGAAGAUACGCAAGAAGGAGAAGCCGAUGAAGGCCGAGGACCUGCUGCCCUUUGGCAUCGAGAGCAGCGAGCAGGAUUUCGGGUCCAGGACCCGGGGCCGGGGUAAACGGCGAGCGCCCGUGAAAGAGGAAGAAGAGGAGAAGGAGGAAGAGGAGGAGGAGGGAUCCCUGGUCACCAGCAGAAACGGAGCAGGAGAGCAGCUGAUCCAGUCAGACGACAUCCGUGUAGAAAAAAUGGAGAUCAGCAGUGAGGAUGAGGAAGCCAUGGAAGACCCCGACUCUCCCGCUGUCCUGGAGGAAGAUGAGGCCGAGGUGGAGCUGCAGAAACAGCUGGAGAAAGGGCGGAAGCUGAGGCAGAUCCAGCAGUUGAAGGACAGCGGUGAAAAGGUGAUUGAAAUGGUGCGGACCCUGGGGCGCAGCCGGAGCCAGGAGGACGACGCUGAGCUCGAGAAGAAGGGGGCCAUUGUCUUUAACGCCACCUCCGAAUUCUGCCGCACACUGGGGGAGAUCCCCACCUACGGGCUGGCCGGGAACCGGGAGGAGCAGGAAGAACUUCUGGACUUUGAACGCGAUGACGAGAGGUCAGCCACCGGCGGCUCCGACUCGGACGGCGAGGAGAACAUCGGUUGGAGCAUGGUCAACCUGGAUGAAGAGAAGCACCAGCAGGAUUUCUCCACCUCGUCCACCACCAUCCUGGAUGAGGAACCCAUCGUCAACCGGGGACUGGCCGCCGCCUUGAUGCUGUGCCAGAACAAAGGCUUGCUGGAGACCACGGUGCAGAAGGUGGCACGGGUGAAGGCGCCCAACAAGUCGCUGCCCUCGGCCGUUUAUUGCAUUGAGGACAAGAUGGCCAUCGAUGAUAAAUACAGCCGGCGGGAGGAAUACCGGGGAUUCACUCAGGACUUCAAGGAAAAAGAUGGCUACAAACCCGACGUGAAGAUAGAAUACGUGGACGAAACGGGGCGCAAGCUCACCCCCAAGGAGGUAAACCCCCACCCCACACCCCCAGGGGUCUUUUCACAGUUCCCCUUCCUCCCAGGGAAGAACCUCUGCAGCUAUUAUUAGUAAUUAUCAUCUCUU